Trichosporon asahii var. asahii CBS 2479 is the source of this 669-nucleotide messenger RNA. RefSeq lists its product as uncharacterized. The record is from RefSeq and is a predicted model, not a curated record. NCBI's taxonomy places the organism in Eukaryota, Fungi, Basidiomycota, Tremellomycetes, Trichosporonales, Trichosporonaceae. The transcript is spliced from 2 exons. The coding region runs from base 1 to 669 and encodes 222 amino acids.
AUGUCCUCCCCGUUCAACCCUCUUACGCCGAGCCUCGGGCUCCCCGGUCCCACCGGCAACACGCCAUACAUGAACCUGGGAGUCUCGCCAUCACAAGCCAUGUCCCCCGCCUCGCCCUGGUUCAACCUGCAGCAGCCCGGCUCAGCCUCAAACCCCCUGGCCUCCCUCGGCCUGCCCGGCUUCGGGAUGACGCCGAACGCGACGUCCGGUACACCGUCGGCGCUGGCCAACCUCGGUCUGGGAAUGGGGAUGGGACAGCAAGUCGGGCUCAUGGCGCCGCCGACACAUACGGUGCCCGCCUCGACGGAUCUGGACGAUGCUCUCAGGGUGUUCCCGGAGAUUCUGCGGAGAGUCGAGCGCGCAGAGCAGCUUCGCGCCGAGUGCGCAACCUUAGAGGGAAGAGUGUUCCGAGAGGGAAGCGAGAAUAUGGAUAACAGGAUCGAAACGGUGCAGCUUGAGUACGCCCAAACUCUUCUCGAGCUCAUCUCGCUCACGAGCACGUAUCUCGUCGGUGCACUGCCGCUUGCGACUCCGCCAAUUGGGGCGGCUACACCACUCGCGGACCUUGCUGCCUGGACGGAACAGAGGGCCGAGGCGCAGUUCGCCAAGCGCGAGGCCGUCAAGGACGCGUCGAAGGCUGUCGUCGAGGUUCUGUCGAAGAGGGACUGA